AUGCCGUCCACUAGCAACACCCAGCGACCCGCGGCACCCGCCCCGGGCGCAGCAGCACCAUCCGCAACACCAGCGCCCGCCAAAUCAACGGAUCCCCUAUUCAACCCGAACCUCCCAACCAACCUCGAGCUCCUCCAAAACAACACCUCCAUCCUCCCCGCCCCGUCCGCCGCGAAGCUGAGCAACCGUCACAAGCCCAACCCCCAGACCCUCCCCACCAUCCCCCCCCCAGCCCCGCCACGCGACGGAACCAGAUCAUACCCGGCCCCCAACCGGGCCAUCGUCCAGGUCGUCAUCCCCACCGCCAACAAGGGCAAGGUCGAUCUGCUCGUCGGCCACCUGCGGCGGACCAAGCCCGCCGGCGUCACCAUAGCCGGCCACACCGAGGUCCCCGCCGACUCGGGCGUCGGCGAGCAGCCGUACGACGGCGCCGGCCCGCGCGGCGCCUUCCGCCGCGUCGUCGCCGCCGUGCGCAAGCUGGGGGGGGACGGCGAGUACCGUGCGCGCCUGGCUGCGCGCGGGGUGGGUACCCUGCUGGUGGCGUCGGUGGAGAACUUCCUCGCGAGGGAGGAGGAGAUUGUCGGGGCGGCGGCGGGGACGGGCAGGGUCGGGGGGGCGGUGCCAGUGGACUAUGGGGUGGUGGUGUUUUGUCGGGUUGACUUGGUGGGGGGGGAGACGGCGCCGCCGCCGCCGUGGGUGUGGCGGGUGGGUGUGUCGCGGGGUGUGACGGCGCCGGCGGAGUAUUGGAGGGCGGCCGAGGCGUUUGGGUUCGAGGACCAGGCGAGGGAGCACGGCAGGGUCACGGUGGGGGAGCUGCUGGCCGCGAAUAUCCCCGGCUUGGAUAAGGCGGAUUGGCAUAAGGUGUUGGCGGGCGUGUCGAGGUAUGAGUUGUUGGGGGAGGCCAUGAGGGCGAUGGAGGCAGAGCUGCCGUGGCCGGCGGCUGAGGGUGCUGCUCGGGCAGGGGGUGCGCCGGUUUUAAGCCGCAAGCUGUCUAUAAGUGUCCUGCCGCUGGUGCUGGGGUCGCAUCUUAUGGCGACGGCGUAUGCUGUGGCGGAGAGGGCGACGGACCUUAAUGUAAGGGAGUGGAGGGAUUAG
This is a messenger RNA of Chaetomium fimeti, 1095 nucleotides long. RefSeq lists its product as uncharacterized. Bases 1 to 1095 code for a protein of 364 amino acids. The transcript has 2 exons. NCBI's taxonomy places the organism in Eukaryota, Fungi, Ascomycota, Sordariomycetes, Sordariales, Chaetomiaceae. The record is from RefSeq and is a predicted model, not a curated record.